Messenger RNA from Effrenium voratum, 3618 nucleotides. NCBI's taxonomy places the organism in Eukaryota, Dinophyceae, Suessiales, Symbiodiniaceae. The record is from the annotation of a GenBank genome assembly.
AUGCCUGCACCAUGGCGUGACCGAGUGCAGCACCAUGCUCGUCGCUUUCACGAGAAGGAUGCCACAACGGUCCUGAAUCGCUACGAGCAGCAGAGGAGAAUCAUGAGCCGGCCGCAGCUCGAAAAGCAUGCCUUUCAUGUGGCAUCCUGGCUGGUGCUUCCAGAGGUGAGAAGAAGCCACGGCGAUUCCGUGGAGGCGCUGCUGUCCAGGUACUUGGAGUCCUUGGAUGGGCAGCCACUUUGCGAGCGCCUGAAAGCGGUUCUGUCACUUGUCUCGGCAAGUUCGGGAGUUGCAGGGCUCUCGGGGUUGCUGGGUAAAAGGCAGAAGAGAAAGGUGGAGAUGAUGCAAGCAGACGAGCCAGAAAAGCCGGAUUCCGCCAAGCCAGUUGAUGCGUGCCGUGAAAAGGCUGUGCGGCUGAUGCAGAAGGCCAGCCAAACGUGGCAGAACCACCCGUCCGAGUGCCGGGAAGCGUACGUGGAGUCUCUGGAGCAAGAGGUGCAAGAGGCCGACGGAGCUGAGAACUCGGCCAAGCUGCGCAUGGUCCUGCGCCGAGCCGUAGCUGCACUUUCCCCGCCUCGGCGUUUGGGUGAUGGAUGCGAGGGCAAGUUGCUGGCAUCCCACGCAUCCAACGACCAGUCGACGCUGGCCACCAACCUGCAAUCUCGGCUUCGCAAAAUCGUGCUCCGCUGCCUGGAUCGAGUGGACAUGGCAGAUUUGCGUCUUGCGCCGGUGCUGCAAUCCUUGCAGUCACUGCUCCAAACGUUUCAGGAGCUGGUCACCAGUGAAAGCACAAUCGCAUGCAGGAGGCAAUGGGCUCGGCUACAAGCCAAGUGCGCCAGCACCAUGCCACCUGAAGCUGGAAGCUCGGGAGUUGCAGGGCUCUCGGGGUUGCUUGGCAAAGGGCAGAAGAGAAAGGUGGAGAUGAUGCAGGCAGACGAGCUGGGAAAGCCGGAUUCCAGCAAGCCAGUUGAUGCCUGCGGUGAGAAGGCUUUGCGCCUGAUGCAGAAGGCCAGCCAAAUGUGGCAGAACCACCCUUCCGAGUGCCGGGAAGCGUACGUGGAGUCUCUGGAGCAAGAGGUGCAAAAGGCCGACGGAGCUGAGAACUCGGCCAAGCUGCGCAUGGUCCUGCGCCGAGCCGUAGCUGCGCUUUCCCCGCCACGGCGUUUGGGUGACGGAUGCGAGGGCAAGACGCCGUCUAUCGCAUGCAACGACCAGUCGCUGGCCACCAACUUGCAAACCCGGCUUCGCAAGAUCGUGCUCCACUGCCUGGAUCGAGUGGACCUGGCAGAUGUGCGUCUUGCACCGCUGCUGCAAUGCUUGCAGUCGCUGCUCCGAACAUUUCAGGAGCUGGUCACCGGUGAAAGCAGGAUCGCUUGCAAGAAGCAAUGGGCUCGGCUACAAGUCAAGUGUGCGAGCACCAUGCCACCCGAAGCAGCAGCAAGCUUGUCAGCAUGUGCAAAGGGAGCCGAAGAUGGUGCUGGCAUUGCAGAAGGCCUGGGAGGUGCGGAGGCCGCGGGCUUCGCCUCUCGUGAGGCGGGGCCAUGGGCCGGUCUAAGGGGUUCUGUUGCUGGCUACGUGUCCGAGAUCUGGCCGGCUGACGCCCAGAAGGCCGGGUCUGAGUUUAGUCUCCUGGGGUCCAAGUCGGAAGCUGGGAGGAGAUCUGGUGCUGAGUUUAUGGUCCAGCUGCUUGACAAUUGCGAUGCCAGGAAGCCCAGCUCUCACCCUGCUUGUGGCAUUUCUGUGCUCCGUGGCAUGGCUUCGGCUUUGUUUACCAUCGGCCUUGACAAUGAGUUGGCAGCGAUGCCUGCACCAUGGCGUGACCGAGUGCAGCACCAUGCUCGGCGCUUUCAGGAGAAGGACGCCACAACGGUCCUGAAUCGCUACGAGCAGCAGAGGAGAAUCAUGAGCCGGCCGCAGCUUGAAAAGCAUGCCUUUCAUGUGGCAUGCUGGCUGGUGCUUCCAGAGGUGAGAAGAAGCCAUGGCGAUUCCGUGGAGGCACUGCUGUCCAGGUACUUGGAGUCGUUGGAUGCGCAGCCAGUUUGCGAGCGCCUGAAAGCGGUUCUGUCACUUGUCUCGACAAGUUCGGGAGUUGCAGGGCUCUCGGGGUUGCUGGGCGAAGGGCAGAAGAGAAAGGCGGAGAUGAUGCAAGCAGACGGGCUGGAAAAGACGGAUUCCAGCAAGCCAGUGGAUGCCUGCGUUGACAAGGCUGUGCGGCUAAUGCAGAAGGCCAGCCAAACGUGGCAGAACCACCCGUCCGAGUGCAGGGAAGCGUACGUGGAGUCUCUGGAGCAAGAGAUGCACGAGGCCGACGGAGCUGAGAACUCGGCCAAGCUGCGCAUGGUCCUGCGCCGAGCCGUAGCUGCACUAUCCCCGCCACGGCGUUUGGGUGAUGGAUGCGAGGGCAAGUCUAUCGCAUCCAACGACCAGGCGACGCUGGCCACCAACCUGCAAUCUCGGCUUCGCAAAGUCGUGCUCCGCUGCCUGGAUCGAGUGGACAUGGCAGAUUUGCGCCUUGCGCCGGUGCAGCAAUGCUUGCAGUCACUGCUCCACACAUUUCAGCUGCUGGUCACGAGUCAGAUGAAGGCUCGCCUUGUUCGACUCCUCAAGUAUCCCCGGAGGUCUGAGCCCUGGAAGUCGGAUGAAGCCAGCUUGCGUUCUGGUGAAAGGUGCUUGGCGGAGUUCUGCGACAAGACCCGGGUACUGGCUCAGAAAGGCCCAAACUUGCCCUACGCGAGUGUGUUGCCGCCGGGGCAGGAAUCUGGCGUCGAGUCCAUAGUCCAGCUGCUCGACAAUUGCGAUGCCAGGAAGGCCUCAGAAACGCCGGAGAUUGAGCUCUUGACAUUGGAGUCAAAGCGGACCUCUUCCAAGGGCUGGAUGGCGGAGUGCGACGAGACCCGGGUGGCCACAUUUGAGAAGGAUGCCACAACGGUCCUGAAUCGCUACGAGCAGCAGAGGAGAAUCAUGAGUCGGCCGCAGCUUGAAAAGCAUGCCUUUCACGUGGCAUGCUGGCUGGUGCUUCCAGAGGCGGAGAUGAUUCAAGCAGACGAGCUGGAAAAGCCGGAUUCCAGCAAGCCAGUUGAUGCCUGCGUUGACAAGGCUGUGCGGCUGAUGCAGAAGGCCAGCCAAACGUGGCAGAACCACCCGUCCGAGUGCCGGGAAGCAUACGUGGAUUCUCUAGAGCAAGAGGUGCAAGAGGCCAACGGAGCUGAGAACUCGGCCAAGCUGCGCAUGGUCCUGCGCCGAGCCGUUGCUGCGCUUUCCCCGCCACGGCGUUUGGGUGAUGGAUGCGAGGGCAAGAUGCCGGCAUCUGUUUCAUCCAACGACCAGGCGACGCUGGCCACCAACCUGCAAUCCCGACUUCGCAAAAGCGUGCUCCGCUGCCUGGAUCGAGUGGACCUGGCAGAUGUGCGCCUUGCGCCGGUGCUGCAAUGCUUGCAGUCACUGCUCCAAACGUUUCAGGAUCAGCUUGAAGAUUCUGUGGCCGGCUACGUGUCCGAGAUCAGGCCGGCUGACACCUCCAUGGCGAGCUCGACCCGAAGCCACGCCCGUUUGGUCUCUGCAUAUCGGUGCCGUCCACAAUGGCCCAAGAGGGCGGACGACCCGCCGGAGAGCUCUUGA